GAGAACCAGAAUUUAAAUAUGUUGGGAAUAUGCAUGGGAAUGAAGCUGUUGGAAGGGAGUUGCUCAUCUUCUUGGCUCAAUACUUGUGUAAUGAAUACCAGAAAGGAAAUGAAACUAUUAUCAACUUGAUCCAUAGCACCCGUAUCCAUAUCAUGCCAUCUUUGAACCCGGAUGGUUUUGAGAAGGCGGCAUCCCAGCCCGGUGAACUUAAAGACUGGUUUGUUGGUCGAAGUAACGCCCAGGGGAUAGAUCUAAACCGAAAUUUCCCUGAUCUUGAUAGAAUAGUCUAUAUUAAUGAGAAAGAAGGUGGCCCGAACAACCAUCUGUUGAAAAACAUGAAAAAAGCUGUGGACCAGAAUCCUAAGCUUGCUCCUGAAACGAAAGGGGUCAUUCACUGGAUUAUGGAUAUUCCCUUUGUGCUUUCUGCCAAUCUUCAUGGAGGAGACCUCGUUGCAAACUAUCCUUAUGAUGAGACUCGGAGUGGCAGUGCUCACGAAUACAGCUCCUGCCCUGACGAUGCUAUUUUUCAAAGCCUGGCUCGCAGUUAUUCUUCUUUUAAUCCCGUUAUGUCCGAUCCAAACAGACCACCAUGUCGUAAAAACGAUGACGACAGCAGCUUUGUGGAUGGAACCACUAAUGGUGGUGCAUGGUACAGUGUUCCUGGAGGAAUGCAGGAUUUCAAUUACCUCAGCAGCAACUGCUUUGAAAUCACUGUGGAGCUUAGCUGUGAAAAAUUCCCACCUGAAGAAACUCUGAAGGGCUACUGGGAGGACAACAAGAACUCCCUUAUCAAUUACAUCGAGCAGAUUCAUCGAGGAGUGAAGGGGUUUGUUAAAGAUCUUCAGGGCAAUCCAAUAGCAAAUGCUACUAUUUCAGUGGAGGGAAUAAGCCAUGACAUUACAUCAGCCAAGGAUGGUGAUUACUGGAGAUUGCUUGUGCCUGGAAAUUACAAACUCACAGCCUUAGCACCAGGCUAUCUAGCAGUAACUAAAAAAGUGGCUGUGCCCUUUAGCCCUGCGGUUGUGGUUGAUUUUGAACUGGAGUCAUUGUCUGAAAGAAAAGAAGAGGAGAAAGAAGAGUUGAUGGAGUGGUGGAAGAUGAUGUCAGAAACACUAAAUUUUUAAGUGAAGAUUUUGGCUUUAGAGCUUCUAAUCUAUUAUAUGUUGAUUUAGUAUAAUGUACUGUGGAAAGUCUCUAUAUUCUAGAUUUUGUGCACUUCACAGUAAUUAACUUUGAAUUUUUCAGCCAUCUUUUGAUUAAUAUUAUUACAAAUAACUACUAGCCUCCUAGCUAGACAAGUAAAUUAUUACUUUUCUUUCAUAUUGUUAUAGAAAAUUUACUCUUAUAUACAAAUCAGAAAAAAAUGAGUUAAUUUCUCUGCAGCCUAUAUGGAAGUACAAUCUAUUGUGUAUUAUUUGCAAGUUCAGAAUAGUAGGUUAACUCUGGAUUUUAAAAAAGAAAUAUGCUGUAGUCAAUUCCCAAUACUGCCAGAAAUAUUUGACAGCACAUAGUAGUAGACAGUGCUCUUUUCUGAAUUCUAUAAUGGAUGUUAUUGAAAAGAUUUAUAAUAACAGUGUGUGGUGUAAUAAUGUUUUACAAGGAUUAAAAUUCAGUAUAACAUUUUGUAUGUCUCUGGUGUUGAGGCUAUUUAAAUAUGUAAAAAACAUAAGCUGACUUCAUUUAGGUAAACAGAAUGAAUCUCUGUAAGCUCUUUUAUUACAGAUGGCACAGAAUGAUUUCAGGAAAUAGCAGAGCUUCAUCCCUUAAACUGUUGAUGAUAUUUCAAUAUCAGGUUUUAAUUAUUUCUCAUUACUUAUUAACCAAAUUAGAAAUUCUGAAUGGGUGUAGAAGAGCUUGUGCAUCUUGUUAAUAUGCUGCUGGUGUUUGUUUUACAGCAAGAAAAAAGAAGGUUUCAGGUGAUUUCUAAUUAGAUAACUACCUUUUCAACAA
Apaloderma vittatum (bar-tailed trogon) is the source of this 1950-nucleotide messenger RNA. It is a transcript of the gene CPE, whose product is annotated as carboxypeptidase E. The transcript is spliced from 8 exons. Gene Ontology annotation, biological process: proteolysis. NCBI's taxonomy places the organism in Eukaryota, Metazoa, Chordata, Aves, Trogoniformes, Trogonidae. The annotation marks the transcript as partial. Gene Ontology annotation, molecular function: metallocarboxypeptidase activity; zinc ion binding. The record is from RefSeq and is a predicted model, not a curated record.